AUGGACAACAACGAAAUACCAGAAACACAACCUUUGACGCUUGCCGAAGGCUCGUCGAAUCGAUCAGAAUCGGAUUCUGAGUCCGGGGAUGGUGACGGUGUGGACUAUAGUGGACAUUUUUUGACAAACGAAGUGUUUCCGAGUUUUGAGGAUGUUGUUCUAUGGGCACAAAAUGUUUGUCGACCGCUCGGAUUUAUGUUAGUGAAGGCUUCUUACAAGACCGAUCGGAGUGGUCGACCGUAUCGAUAUGUUGAGUAUGUCAGAGUAGUAAAUGGUUGGAAGCUUAGUUGCUUGAACGGAACUCACAAUCAUUCUUUGGUUGUUUAUCCCGAGGGACAUCGACAAAUUAGUGGUCUUAGUAUUGCUGCUAAGCAGGUAGUGCGUGACAUGACUCAGGCACAGGUGCCACCUCGACAUAUCAUGAGAACUCUUGUAGAAAAGUUUCCCGGAGACCAUCCUAACAUCAGGCAUGUCUACAACUGCAGAAGUAAAAUAAGAAUGGAGCAAUUUGAAGGAAGAGAAGUAGUUCACCAGGUGAUUCAUUUGGCCAGACAGAGCAAAUACCUCACUUGGGUUUUUACUGAUUCCAACAAUGUGUUGCAACACGCUUUCAUGGCACACCCGAUCAUGACAAAUUUGCUUCGCACAUACCCGUACGUGAUAGGUAUGGAUUCCACUUACAAGACGAAUCGAUACGACAUGCCAUUCUUUGAGAUUGUUGGGGUUACACCGACUAAUCAAAACUUUCUUGUUGCAUACGCAUUCAUGAGGUUAGAGUCUCAGGAAAGUUAUCGGUGGGUGCUUGAGGUUGUUGAUCGGUCAUCAUAG
Molecule: messenger RNA, 828 nt
Organism: Chenopodium quinoa (quinoa)
Lineage: Eukaryota; Viridiplantae; Streptophyta; Magnoliopsida; Caryophyllales; Amaranthaceae
Product: protein FAR1-RELATED SEQUENCE 5-like
Exons: 3
Coding region: 1-828 (275 amino acids)
Source: RefSeq, a predicted model, not a curated record